Molecule: messenger RNA, 2094 nt
Organism: Medicago truncatula (barrel medic)
Lineage: Eukaryota; Viridiplantae; Streptophyta; Magnoliopsida; Fabales; Fabaceae
Exons: 5
Coding region: 241-1563 (440 amino acids)
Source: RefSeq, a predicted model, not a curated record
AGAGAAAGUAACUGCGUCAAAAUAGACGGCGCCGCUCCAUUUUCUCUUUUAUCUUUCUCUUCUUUCCCUCUUCUCUCUCUCUCUCUCUAGAAAUUCCUUUACAACAACUGAAGUAAAGAACCCCCCCCCCCCCUCUCUCUCUCUCCCCUUGUUUUCGUCUAAGGAAGAGAGUGGUGCUCACUGGUGAAUGGGUGUUUUUGGCGGUUGUGUUAGAAGCUAAAUACUAUUUUCAAUUUCAGAAUGGGCGCUGCGUGUUGUGUUUCAGCCAGAGAUAAAACUAUUCAAAGUGGACCAACCAGUGAAGUCUGGCAUAGGAAUGCUCGGUGUUCCCCAACAUGGAGCUUGCGAUGGGAUCAUAGAAGCCGUGUAGCUGGAGAAGAUACUUCUAUAAAUUGGUUUUCUGACGGUGUUAGCAGCAAUGACAGAUUGGAGAAUAAAAAUGAAUCACAUGUAUCCGAGGAUGGAAGCCCGUUGCAGAGUUAUCAAAGGAAUAGAUGGCAAAAGUCCCCAAUCUCUGAAGGAACUGCUCAACAUACAAAAUCAUUUUCUGAUCAAUCUAUUUCAAGGAAUGUUUCCAUAGAUGGGAGAAUGGAACAGGUGAAUGAAUUGGAAGAAUCAGCGGCAGCAUCAAUAUCUUGUCCAUUUCCUACAAAAACUUCACCUACAUUGUCUUCUACUUCGUUGUCAAUAUCUCCUCUGCCAUCCCAAAGCCGCCUACCUCCAUCCAGCUCAACACCAUCAAAGUGGCCCUCCCAUUCUAGAGGAUUCCAGUUAUCACGGCAAGUUUCUGAUAGCCGGAUCAUGGGAUUUAAGUCACCUAGCAGCUUUUAUGCAUCUGAAGAAAGGCCGGUGUUUCCUUCACGGAGCAAUGAAUAUGGUAUGCACUCUGGCGGGGGAUCUUCAGAUUAUUGUUCUAGGCCUGGCUUUACUGAGCUGAUGGGCAAUCCUCACAUGGAAAGAUGGUCAGUUGAUAGCGAGUCAUUUGGUUUUAAUUGUGAUAGGUUGGCUAGAUUCAGUAGCCGGUUUUCAACUUCUCCAGUUGAUUUGCAAACAUGUGGUGUUUGCUCAAAUCAUUUAACUGAAAAGUCUUCUUGGAGCACUCAAAAGAUUAUUGCAAACAAUGACCUGUCUGUAGUUUCUGUUCUUAUUUGUGGACACGUCUAUCAUGCCGAAUGUUUAGAGAGUAUAACACCUGAAAUCAACAAGUAUGAUCCAGCUUGCCCAGUUUGCACUUUUGGUGAGAAACAAACUCGUAAAUUGUUUGAAAAAGCUAUGAAAGCUGAAAUGGAUUCAAAAGCUAGAAAUAAGAAAUCAAGGAACCAAAUUUUGGAUAAUGAGAUUGACGAUGAUGAUGAUGAUUCUGUUGUAUUUGAUCAGUUUAAAGAUAAAAGGCGUCAAAAUAAAGGUCCUAGAAUGGACUCUAGUUCUAGCAAAAGAAGCUCUUCUGGGAAACCUUUUCUGAGUAGACAUUUCUCAUUUGGCUCAAAGGGUUCCAAAAGCAUGUUAGAUAAUCACCCAACCCGAAAGAAGGGCUUUUUUUGGGCGAAGUCUAGCAAGGAAUAAACUGCUUCUUGGUUGUUGAUUCCGUUGUUGUUCAUCUCAGCAACCUCAGAUAUAAGGACUGAUGAAAGGGCAAGAUGUCAUUCAUAAAGUUUUCAUUUUUGAGCAUCUGCGUACACCAAUGCGUGAUUUCAAAAGGAUUAGAGACUGAAGUUACUCUGUAAAGAAGAAAAGUGUAAAACAUACAGAAGGAUAAGAUAAAUAUACGAAGACAGAGAUAGUGUUUAGAGACCAAGGUUCUUUAUAUGUUUUGUACAGAUCAAUUUGUUUAUUGCAUGGAUAUAAUUCAUGUAUCCAAAUGAUGUUCUGUUAUCCAUUGUUCUACUAAUGUAAUUCAGCAUACAUGCCAAUUAGGUUGUAUCUGGUGUUGGGCAACACCAAUUAGUUUGGUUAAGUUAGUUGCAUAACAUUUUCAGAAAAACCUUGUAUCUGAUCAAUGAUUUAUUGGUGAGAAUGAUUUGUGAUUUUGGUAGCAGAUUGUAUUAUCUGCAUUAUUUAAUACACCAUUUGUUGCUUGCUGACUGUUUGUUGAAU